This is a messenger RNA of Aspergillus homomorphus CBS 101889, 504 nucleotides long. RefSeq lists its product as uncharacterized. The record is from RefSeq and is a predicted model, not a curated record. The coding region runs from base 1 to 504 and encodes 167 amino acids. The transcript is spliced from 3 exons. Lineage: Eukaryota; Fungi; Ascomycota; Eurotiomycetes; Eurotiales; Aspergillaceae.
AUGGCGACGAAGCGUAGACGAAGCUUGGGCGAAGCCCCCGAAAGUCAUCCCGAAGUUGAAGCAAUCGCCGGUCUCGUGCUUUGUCCUCCCUGCGAAUUCAAUAUACUCCAUGCCGCUUUUCAAGCGGGGUUCGGGCAAGCUUCAUUCAUAGCGUUAACGGACGGAGUACUGUGGGCGAAGCACGGCAAGUAUAUUCGUGCAAUAAUCGAAGUGAAGAAGAACCGUCGGGACAAGGACUUAGAUAAUAUUCGUUUGCAAGAGUCAGCAGAAGUCGUGUCCUGGGUGAGGAAUGAAUACGAGGGAUGCUUUUAUGGCCAAGCCAUGAUAUCUGAGGACGGAGACCAGGCUUGGUUCAUUUUCGACCAACCGACAGAAACUUAUAAGUCAUAUCUCGCCGAAGGGAUAGUCGAUGCCAAUGCCUUUGUCGACCUAAGCACGUAUGGACCUUUGAGUUAUCUCACGAAGAGCAUAUUAGAGAGCUAUGUGUCAUUGUUGCAGCAAUAA